AUGCCACCGGCAGCGACGGCACUCUGCGCACAGUUAAAGGCGGACAAAGAAGCCGCCAUCGAGCUACUGUCCGAGUGUGGCGGCACAUGGGCCCAUGUCCAGUUGCUCUUAGACAUUUCUUCCUGGCUCAUCGUUCCAUGCACCGCUUGGUCUACCACACCUUGGAUCUUCGGAACCUUCGCUCCGAUGGUGAUUAUAUCCUUGGCUCAGAAAGAGCAAGGUGGUCCCUGGCAGACUUUGCCGGGUCCGGUGCUGCCGGUGCUGAUGUUCUUGCCUUCUGGGCAUGCGUUUCUCAGCAAAAGGGCUUUGGGGGCAUUGCUACGCCUCACGUGCUUGCUUUGCUGCUUCUUGGCGCUCAAGGCCAAUGAUGAGCAGUUUGGGGCACAGUACGGUCAUGACAUGCAUGAGGAUUCCCACAACUCUCACGUUAUCGGAUGCGACUCGGCGCAUGCGCCCUCUUGGCUGCAGCCCUGCUGCAUCGCGCAGCAGAUCAACCUGACAACCUAUUGGCAAUGUCACGGAGACCUGCCUUGGUACCGCCGGACAAGCUGUCGCACACAGGCAGCCGCGGUCUGCCAGGCACCGGGCACCAGGCCCGCCAGGAUUUGGAUUAUCUUCUGGCCUCUCCUAGCAAUUCUAGGUCUGCUGUCGGCUCAAUGCUGUGUAUAUACCCGGCUUGGGGUCCAACCCAAUGCAGGCAGGACAUAUGAAGCGGCUAUUCGCACGUUGCAGGACUCGUCCAAAGCAACUCGCCUUCGGCAGAUGAAGCUGCAUUUGUUCGUUCUGGUGUGGAUGUUGGACCUAGUGAGUGACUUUCACACACUGUGCAUCUUUCUUGUCUUCCACCACUACGCUUUCUUCAGCCUGGGCUUCUUGGUUUUUGUUGGGACACGCUCUAUCGCGAGUUUGACGUCGCUAAGAUUGGAAUAUGAAAGAUCCACUUCGCUUGGACAGCCAACAGAUGCACUACAUGACAUCAUGCUGCCACAGAAGACUGUGGAAGCCCCUGUGUUCCUUCUGUUGCAGUACUAUGCCUCGUAUUACCUCUGUGCCAGCGGCGUUUAUGCGAUGGCCUCGGUGACUCUGUCGUCGUUGCUUAGCCUCUGCGCCACUGCAGAUGCAGCCUACGGCCUGCUUUUCGUAGACCCCACAGCCCGGCAGAUCCGUGAGCGGAUCCACCAGCUUGAGGCCCUCACGGAGGCUGGAGUUGACAUCCACGAGCACGAGCCCACCACGAUAGUGGAAAUCUGA
Messenger RNA from Symbiodinium sp. CCMP2456, 1251 nucleotides. NCBI's taxonomy places the organism in Eukaryota, Dinophyceae, Suessiales, Symbiodiniaceae. The record is from the annotation of a GenBank genome assembly.